Molecule: messenger RNA, 2663 nt
Organism: Bacillus rossius redtenbacheri
Lineage: Eukaryota; Metazoa; Arthropoda; Insecta; Phasmatodea; Bacillidae
Product: protein sidekick-like
Exons: 6
Coding region: 310-1194 (294 amino acids)
Biological process (GO): synapse organization
Cellular component (GO): neuron projection membrane
Source: RefSeq, a predicted model, not a curated record
GCAGGACCGCCCCCUCGCGUCACGUCUCCGCGCGACGACACCCCCUCUCCCUCCCGUCACUCUCUGUGUCUGCCGGCGUGCCGGGCCGGGCCGCGACAUGGAGGGCCUCGCGACGAGUUGCUCGUCCGUCGACGGGUCUGUCCGCGCGGCGGGUGGUUGCGCGGGUGUGUGAACCCCUCCCCCCCUGCCAGGGUCUGCGUCUACACGUCCCUCUGGUGGCCGGUGCGUCGUCCGGGGUUCGGCGGAGCAUGUAGGCAGCACCCGGAGGACACCGCGACGUCGUCGGCGGGCAGAGGGCGCCCCUACAGCAUGCCCGCGGCGCUCCUCGUUCUGGCGGCGCUGCUGGUCGUCCGGGAGUCAGGCGCGUCGUACGUGAGCGGCGGCUACGGCGCCGCCGGCGGGCCCGGCUUCAACGCGCUGCAGCCGCCCGACGCCAGCUCGGCGCCGCCCCCGCCGCCCCCGGCCGGCCGCCACGAACCCUACUUCGACGCCGCGACGCCGCGCAACGUGACGGCGCUCGUCGGCAAGUCGGCGUACCUCGUGUGCCGCGUGCGCAACCUCGGCAACAAGACGGUGUCCUGGAUCAGGCACCGCGACAUCCACAUCCUGACGGUGGGCGGCUACACGUACACGAGCGACCAGCGCUUCCAGGCCAACCACAACCGCGACACGGACGAGUGGACGCUGCAGAUCAAGUGGGCGCAGAAGCGCGACGCCGGCAUCUACGAGUGCCAGAUCAGCACGCAGCCGGUGCGCAGCUACUUCGUCAACCUCAACAUUGUCGACGUCCCGACGGCCGCUCCGCCGAGGAUGUACGAGGACGCCAGCAUUCUGGACGCCAUCUACAUGAAGGGCCGCGUUACAGUGCCGACGGCCACCAUCCUAGGCGGGCCGGAACUGCACGUGGACAUGGGCAGCACCAUCAACCUCACGUGCACCAUCAGGUUCAGCCCCGAGCCGCCCGCCUACAUCUUCUGGUACCACCACGACGAGGUACGGAACAACCUAUCGGUGAUCAGCUACGACUCCAGCCGCGGCGGCGUCAGCGUCAUCACGGAGAAGGGCGAGGUCACCACCAGCUACCUGCUCAUCCAGAACGCCGAGCUGUCCGACUCGGGCAAGUACUCCUGCAGCCCGUCGAACGCCGACGUCGCCAGCGUGCGAGUCUAUGUCCUCAACGGUGAGUUCUUGUAAGCGGGCUGUCACGUCCUGCGGCCAUCUCCGCCUUGACAAAGUUCAUAUCACGUCUCCCGCCAACCAUCUCCACCUUGACAAGGCACACAGUCUGUCUCUUUCCAACCAUAUCCGCCUUGACAAGGCACACUGUCCGUCUCUUUCCAACCAUAUCCGCCUUGACAAGGUUCAUAUCACGUCUCCCACCGCCAACCAUCUCCGCCUUGACAAGGCACACAGUCUGUCUCUUUCCAACCAUAUCCGCCUUGACAAGUUCAUAUCACGUCUCCCGCCAACCAUCUCCGCCUUGACAUGGCACACUGUCCGUCUCUUUCCAACUAUCUCCGCCUUAACAAGGCUCAUAUAAAGUCUCCCGCCAACCAUCUCCACUUUGACAAGGCACAUAGUGCGUCUCCUUUGAACCAUCUCCUCAUUGACAAGGCACAGAUUGCGUCUCCUUCCAUUUCUGUCUUGACAAGGCACACAGCGAAUAUCUUUCCAACCAUCUCCGCGUUGACAAGGCACAUAGCUCGUCUCCUUUGAACCAUCUCCGCAUUGACAAGGCAAGUAGUAUGUCUCCUUCAAACCAUCUCCGCCUUAACAAGGCACAUAGCACGUCUCCUUCCAGCCAUCUCCACCUUGAAAGGCACACAGCACAUAUCAUUCUUAGUUCGCAGGGUGCAUUCUGAUGUACCUUCACUCCCUCCGGCCACUAUAUCUGUCAUUAGUUUGGUUUUACUGUUGCCAGCUGUGGGCCAUGAAGUACUAAAACUCUAGAGACAGCUUCGUAAUGUUUCAGAAAAAGCAGAAAAACAUUUUUGGACGCGAUGAAAGUAAAAUUAAGGAAAGCCUAAUUUUAAUGAAACGUUUUCGUGAAACAUUGUUCUGAAACGUUUUUGACGUUAAAAGGACAGGCACUUGACCCAAGAGAUAUAAACAGAGAACUUUACAUAUUCGUUACUGGGCUCGUUUUCGUCCUCCUCUUUGUGCGAUGAUACGUGCCCAGCACAAAAAUAAAUAGAACCGAGAGAGUUAGAUGAACUAAUGAAUAAGACAGAGUGUGCGCAUGUGAUUGUUUCAGAAAAUAAAUACAGGUCCUAUGCACUCAGCUGUGAGUGCCUUGAAUUUUAUAUUUGCUACCAGCGCUCUCGCGUUCCUCCUUGUUCAACCAGUAGCGUAGAGAGCACUAUUGAGACAGUCCCUACAUUUCCCGCAUAGAUAGCGCUACCUGUUAUGAUUUUUCAUAUUUCGUUCAGAGAUUUGGCAUGUUUAAAAUGUCAGAAUUGUUUGAAGAAACAGUAACACGAACAGUUUUUCUUUGCAGUGUAUUAUAAGAGCGAGUAAUAUUAUUUGUUAGUUAAUCAUUAUUGAAUGAUCUAUAAUUAUUGAUAUCCUAAGCAGUUAUUUUUUAUUGACAGGUAAUUUUAUGGUACUAAACCUUGGGAAGACAAGGUUUAGUAGAAUUUUUUUGAACAACCAAAAAAAAAAAA